UUUGUGUAGCAGUGAAACGUUUUAGUGAGGCUCGGCUAAGCAACUGCGAAGGUUCUUGAAAGCGUCGUACGUUGUAGAUAUCUAGAUAUUCUGUAUUUUGUCGAGACGGAAGCAACAUGAUUUUUGCUACUGAUAUUUUAUCUAAUGAAAUAUUAUGAUCAGCGUUAUAUUCAAACAGGAUAUAGAUUAAUAAACUUAAUUAUAGACUCUAAAACCUAAGGUUUAUUAUCAUUUCGUUUUUAUCUUUAAAAGGAGACCAGAUAGUAUAUAGUCUAAGUCUGUGUGUCUUAUCUAUCACAUCUGGUAUACAUAUUAUUAAUACUGAGAGUAUAAUACUGAUCUAGCUAGAUCUACUUGAUCUAGAAGACUGAUGGUCUUUCUAGAUAAGGUCUAGACUAAAUCUAGAUCUAAUAGUCACAGAGCAUACACAAUUUAGACGGGUUUUUUUCGUCGAAACAACUCAGCUCUGACAGCUGUUCCAGAAAGGAUCACAAUGGCAGAGUCGAUGAGACAUCGACAACCAAAAAUUGUUAUAGUUGGUGCAGGAUUAGCUGGUGUAGCAGCAGGAAAGUAUCUAAUUUCAGAAGGAUUUUCAGAUUUCGUUAUUUUGGAAGCAUCUGAUAGAAUCGGUGGUAGAAUUUGGAGCAUCCCUGUUGACAAUAAUGGUCACAAGGUAGAGAUGGGCGCUAACUGGAUCCAUGGCAUUAAAGAUAACCCUAUAUACAAACUUGCUGAUGAGAACAAUCUUCUCACCGAAAGGGAACUUCAUCUUAACAGCAAAAAUAUCUAUUUAACAGAAUCUGGUGAAGCCAUUCAUGAGGGCACAGUUAAAAAAGUGGACUUUGCCUAUGGCACCAUGUUAUCCUCUUGUGAGGAAUACUUUCAUACAGACCCUCUAUCUGUUGAUGAUCAUGAGAGUUUGGGAGGUGAGCUGGACAAUUUAAUGGAGGAGAGAUUAAGAAAUACUGCUGGUGAGGAGCGUCACAUGCUAGAAUUAGUGUAUCAUCAACGCAGGCUAUUGGAAUGUUGUAUAUGUGGUUGUCACGACUUAAAUGAAGUUUCGCUUUCUCAGUUUGGAUCUUACAGAGAACUGCCUGGUCGUCACUUGGUUAUUCCUCGCGGAUUUUGUGCUAUCUUGGAUAUAGUUAAAAAUGGUAUACCAGAAGACAAAAUUAAAUUGAAUACUCCUGUGUCAAAAAUUUGUUAUGGAGAUUCAGAGGUUGAGGCUGGUUAUCCUAGUCCAGAUGGCAUGGUCACCGUCAAAUGUGACAAUGGAGAUGUAUAUUAUGCUGAUCAUGUGAUAGUGACUGUGUCAUUAGGAGUGAUGAAGUCACUUUGUGAUAAGAUGUUUAGCCCAGCCCUUCCAGCAAGAAAAUUAGAUGCCAUCCGCCGCAUGGGUUUCGGUGUAGUUAAUAAGGUCAUACUUGUCUUCGAUGAGCCUGUCCUGCCUCAACCCAUUCAUCGUCUUCAUCUAGCAUGGGAUCCUGCUGUUUUAUCAACUGAAAACCUAGCAGAGAGAUGGUUUAGGAAGAUUUACUCCUUAGAAGUUGUACAUGACAAUGUAUUGGUUGGUUGGCUCUCUGGCAGAGAAGCAAUGUAUCUUGAAUCAAUGAGUGAGGAGGAUUUAAUGAGAGAUAUGAACAGACUGGUUGAAAUGUUUGUUAGAACACAACGUGACACCAUUCCAAAGUUGACUCGAGUUAUACGAACCUCAUGGAGUAGUAACAAGUUCACCAAAGGUUCUUAUAGUUUCAUGUUGUUGGGUUCUUCUCAGGAGGAUAUCUACAGCUUGAUGAGCCCAAUCACCAAAAACUUAGAGGAUGGAAAUAAAAAGCCUGUUGUUUUAUUCGCUGGUGAAGCCACGCAUCCAGAGUUCUACUCCACUACUCAUGGAGCACUCUUGACAGGAAACAGAGAGGCAGAAAGGAUAAUACAGUUUUGGAGACCUAAUGAAGAAACCCGUAUGAGAUUUCCUGAACUUUGUCUCAAUUUUAGUGAUGCUGAGAGUACAGAGGAACAUUCUGACGAUGAUGAUGAUGAUGAAGGUCUUUGCUUUAUGUGAUUGGCAGUGAUAGUUAGCCAUAGUUAAUAUACAGCUUGUUUUGAUCAUUGACCAAAUGUGCACCUCCUGCAGUAGGGUGAGAUGGGCUCACUAACUUUGAAAAUAUUUAUUUGUCACAGGUUUCCCCCCCCCCCCCCCCCC
Biomphalaria glabrata is the source of this 2203-nucleotide messenger RNA. RefSeq names its product spermine oxidase-like. Gene Ontology annotation, molecular function: polyamine oxidase activity. Lineage: Eukaryota; Metazoa; Mollusca; Gastropoda; Planorbidae. The coding region runs from base 494 to 2062 and encodes 522 amino acids. The transcript is spliced from 6 exons. The record is from RefSeq and is a predicted model, not a curated record.